This is a messenger RNA of Panicum hallii, 669 nucleotides long. RefSeq names its product 17.5 kDa class II heat shock protein. Gene Ontology annotation, biological process: response to heat; protein folding; response to salt stress. The transcript has a single exon. The coding region runs from base 170 to 661 and encodes 163 amino acids. NCBI's taxonomy places the organism in Eukaryota, Viridiplantae, Streptophyta, Magnoliopsida, Poales, Poaceae. The record is from RefSeq and is a predicted model, not a curated record.
CCGCCUUCCAGAAUCCACCGCUCUGAGGCUCUCCCCACCAAUAUAAACCAACCCCUCCUGCCUCGUCACUCGACACACCAAGAAUCACACAAGCGCAAGAGCAAUCCACAGAUCAGGGAACCAAGCAGCCCAGAGCGAUUCAGUCAAGAGGAGAGACCGAGAGAGCGACAUGGAUGCGAGGAUGUUCGGGCUGGAGACUCCCCUGAUGGCGGCGCUGCAGCACCUGCUGGACGUUCCGGACGGCGAGGCCGGCGCGGGCGGCGACAAGGCCGGCGCGGCGGCGAGCGGCCCCACGCGCACCUACGUCCGCGACGCGCGCGCCAUGGCGGCGACCCCGGCCGACGUCAAGGAGCUUCCCGGGGCCUACUCGUUCGUGGUGGACAUGCCGGGGCUGGGCACGGGCGACAUCAAGGUGCACGUGGAGGACGAGCGGGUGCUGGUGAUCAGCGGCGAGCGGCGCAGGGAGGAGCGCGAGGACGCCAAGUACCUGCGCAUGGAGCGGCGGAUGGGCAAGUUCAUGCGCAAGUUCGUGCUGCCGGACAACGCAGACAUGGACAAGAUCUCCGCCGUGUGCAAGGAUGGCGUGCUCACGGUGAACGUAGAGAAGCUGCCGCCGCCGGAGCCCAAGAAGCCCAAGACCAUCGAGGUCAAGGUCGCCUGAACGGAUGA